Rodentolepis nana is the source of this 1413-nucleotide messenger RNA. Lineage: Eukaryota; Metazoa; Platyhelminthes; Cestoda; Cyclophyllidea; Hymenolepididae. The record is from the annotation of a GenBank genome assembly.
AUGAUUGAUUUGAGAGUUCUUGAUGCGGCUUCAAUAGAGCGAGCCGUGGAUGAACUCGAAGUUUACCCCAUGACAAUUGAUGUAUUGAAGGAGUCUGGAGCUGCGCAGAUGUUACAAUCUGUUCGACACCAAGUGGACUCGCGUUUACAAAAACGAAUCCGUUUUGUUAUUAAAACUUGGCAAAAGCUCAUUGUUCCCAACUCAGGUGUCACAACUGUCAUUCCAGCUCAGCACAAAUCCUCUGCUAAUGGUGGAGGUUGUAUUAGUAGUAAUGAUAAUAAUAGCAAGACCGCCUUUAAUGGUUUUGCGAAACCCACUUCUUCCAAUUCCCCUCUGAUCCAAAAAUAUAAUGGCCACGUUAAACCCCAUCGAAGUCAAUCCUCCUUACCCAUUACAAAUAACCACAGCCAUCAGGACUCCCCUAUCAUUCAUCCUGCUAAAAAGCUAAAAUCGUCUGAUUCCAUUUCUUCGCAAGCCAAUACUGCUCAACCUCCACCCCUUUCUAAUGGGCAUUCUCCUAAAGUCCCUCCUCAGGAAAAUGGCCGUUUAUCAUCCGUUUCCACCGCGCCAAAGCUCUCUAAGGUAAAAUCGACCGCUGAGUUGAUCCAGGAAGCAGGUCUUUCCAUCGAUCCGGCUAUCAAGGACCGAAUUCUCAGCAAUCGAAUAGCCAAGGAAUCUGAUGAAGUGGUUCAUAUCGCUCCUCUUUCUACUAUACGUACUUCUAGGAAAAGCAGGGUUCAGAAGCAACAGCAAGAGAAACAGCCAGAUGAGCAGCAAAAGCAAUGCCAAUUCCAAUCGAAAAGCCGGAAAAGGCAUGCUGAGAUCCAUGUUUCACCAAAGUCAACAUCUGCACUUGUUAUUCCUAUUGUCAAGGAAGAGCCUCGACCGAAUUCGAGCAAACCUCCACCAAUCCCCCCUAUUAAACUUGAUCGGAUUCAUUCUCUUCUCAAACAAGAUUCCUCUGAUAUCAAUCAGGAAUCUUCCGAUCACAACCAUCGGUUUCAUAAGGAAGACCAGAAAGAAGGUGGUCUCAACGAAGACACUGGUAAAGAAGAAAAGAAGCCGCUCCCAAAUUUCAUGGACAAUAUUCCUCCACUUCCUCCCAUAACUAAAGAACUUCGAGACCAAUUAUCCUAUCGUUCGUGUAAAACUCCGGAUCAAAGGGAGUUGAGUGACAUCGGUAAGGUUGGAGAUCUUAUCCAUGGAAUGUGGGAAGAAGUCAACGCAACCAGAGAUGAAGAAGGUAACUUACGUCCCAUGACAGAAAUGUGCUCAGUUCCUAUCAAUGAUGAGGAAAUGCUACAUAUUCUUCCUUGGACCAAUCUGAGUGGUUAUCGACAGACCUUCUUCCCUCCAGGUUUCGAUACCGCAGAGGAUAUUGAUAGGUUGAUGAAUCUGCCUGAACCGUGGUGA